Messenger RNA from Gastrolobium bilobum, 1161 nucleotides. RefSeq names its product late embryogenesis abundant protein D-29-like. The transcript is spliced from 2 exons. The record is from RefSeq and is a predicted model, not a curated record. The coding region runs from base 1 to 1161 and encodes 386 amino acids. NCBI's taxonomy places the organism in Eukaryota, Viridiplantae, Streptophyta, Magnoliopsida, Fabales, Fabaceae.
AUGGCUUCAAGGGUGGUUUUGGUGAUGUUGAUGAUGGUGUUCGUCAUUAACUGUAACUGCACAAGUGUUGGCCACAUGCCCUCAAACAAAGAGGAAGGUCAAGACUUUGAGGAGGUUAAAGCCAAGACAACACAAACUGAGGAUACGGGGAAAGAAGGGACAGAGUCAUGGAAAGAGUGGGCUAAAGAGAAACUCAGUGAAGGGCUUGGGUUCAAGCAUGAUGAACCCAAGGACAAAGAGAGCACCACUAAAAAAGUGAUUGACACUGCCGGUGACACUGCACACAAAACCAUAGAUUUUGCUGGUGACACUGCACAGAAGACUAAGGACUAUGCGGGUGACACUGCACACAAAACCAUAGACUAUGCCGGUGACACUGCACACAAGACCACGGACACUGCUCAGAAGACCAAAGAUUAUGCAGUUGAUGCUGCUCAGAAGGCCAAAGACUAUGCAGGUAGUGCUACUCAGAAGACCAAAGACUAUGCAGGUAGUGCUGCUCAGAAGACAAAAGAAUAUGCUGGUGAUGCUGCUCAGAAGGCCAAAGAAUACGCUGGUGAUGCUACUCAGAAAGCCAAAGAAUAUGCUGGUGAUGCUACUCAGAAGACUACAGAUUAUGCUGGUAGUGCUGCUCAGAAGGCCAAAGACUAUGCUGGCGAUGCUACUCAGAAGACCACACAGAAGACUACAGAUUGUGCCAGUGACGCAGCACAAAAGGCCAAAGACUAUGCUGGUGAUGCUAUUAAGAAGAGCACACAGAAGACUACAGAUUAUGCCAGUGACGCAGCACAGAAGACCAAAGACUAUGCUGGUGAUGCUACUCAGAAAACCAAAGACUAUGCUGGUGAUGCUACUCAGAAAACCAAAGACUAUGCUGGUGAUACUACUCAGAAGACCAAAGACACCAAAGACAAGAUGUCUGAUUAUGCUAGUGACACGGCUCAGAAGACCAAGGAAAAGCUCCAAGACGUUGCCUCUGGGGCUGGUCAAUACAGUGCGGAGAAGGCGAGAGAAAUGAAGGACGCUGCAGCAGAGAAGGCAAGUGACAUGGCAAAUGCAGCCAAGGAAACCAUAGCUUCUAACUAUGAAGCUGCCAAGCAAAAAUCACAACAAGUGAAAGAUAGAUUACAAGGUGGACAACACCGUGAUGCUGAGCUUUGA